This is a messenger RNA of Thalassophryne amazonica, 3590 nucleotides long. RefSeq names its product phosphodiesterase 11a (gene pde11a). NCBI's taxonomy places the organism in Eukaryota, Metazoa, Chordata, Actinopteri, Batrachoidiformes, Batrachoididae. The record is from RefSeq and is a predicted model, not a curated record. The transcript is spliced from 20 exons. Gene Ontology annotation, biological process: signal transduction. Gene Ontology annotation, molecular function: 3',5'-cyclic-nucleotide phosphodiesterase activity; protein binding. The coding region runs from base 494 to 3247 and encodes 917 amino acids.
GCUUAUAAAUAAAUAAAAACCACCACAAGAGCACACAUUUACUCAAGUUAUCAUCAUCCUGUGUGCACUGAGAGUCUUUCCAAGGAGUGCAAAGGGUUCAAAAAGCUGGAGGACUGAAACAAUCCUGCGCUCCUGACUGUGACGAAGCGAGCAUCAGCAGCCAACCACAGCCAGCGUCAUUUGCGCACAAGAAGACCAAUACGACGGCAACGCACCGUAGUGGCUGAAGGAUUUGCCUUCACAGUCGUCUAGAGUGUGAAUUUGUUUCCAUCCACUUUAAUCUGUCACAUUUAAUCAACGCGCGCAUGCCGUGGAGGGGAAAAUGUUGGCGUGUAAAGGGAGUCUCCAUCCCAGAGUGGACCCUGGACACGCUGCGGGAGCUUCUGUGUUUCCAGCACCGUGGAAGUUGUGGCAUCGAUCCCUACUUUAAAGCCUUCUAGAUGACAUUUCUCUGCACGACGACCUCAUGGAUUUGGCUCACUGAAGAACAGCCAUGGCUGUGCCAAAUCUACUCUUCUCCGACGUGGAAAGUUUCCUGGACUCGCAUCCCGAUUUGUUGGAGGACUACCUGAAUAGAAAAGGGAAGUACAGCAUGGUGGAGAAAUGGCUCAAGAACCACCAAGCGACCAAAAGUCCCACAGCCGCCGCCGCCUGCGCCUCCGCCUCCGCCACCACAUCGGAGCCGGACAAAAGCAAAGACAGCUGGGCCAGCAAGUGCGACGGUCUGCAGAGACGAGCCUCGCAGAAGGAGCUGCGCAAAACUUUCGCCAGAUCCAAAGCCAUCAACGCCAACAGGACGUACGACGAGCACGUCAACUCCAGAGCGCAGGAGCCGCUGACGAGCAUGAGGAGGAGAGCGCUGCUGAGGAAAGCCAGCUCUCUGCCCCCGACCACCGCGCACAUCCUGAGCGCGCUGCUGGAGUCCAGAGUCAACAUCCCACAGUACCCGUCCACGGCCGUGGACUUCAAAUAUUACCUCAAAGAGCACAACGAGCGGGAGUUUUUCCUCGAGCUGGUCAAAGACAUCUCCAACGACCUGGAUCUGACGAGUCUGAGCUACAAAAUCCUAGUCUUCGUUUGUAUCAUGGUGGACGCGGACCGCUGCUCCUUGUUCUUAGUGGAGGGCACGGGCAACAAGAAAACACUCGUGUCCAAGUUCUUCGACGUGCACGCGGGCACUACCGUCCUGCCCUCAAUGAGCAACUCGGACGAGGUUCAGGUGCCGUGGGGAAAAGGAAUCAUCGGAUACGUGGCCGAGCACGGAGAGACAGUCAACAUUCCAGACGCCUAUCAGGAUCGGCGGUUCAGCGAUGAAAUUGAUAAACUGACGGGAUACAAGACCAAAUCCCUCUUGUGCAUGCCCAUUCGUAACAGUGACGGAGAGAUCAUUGGAGUUGCUCAGGCCAUCAACAAGUCUUCAAGUGGAGAACUCUUCACCGAGGAUGAUGAAAAGGUUCUGCAGAUGUACCUGCCCUUUUGUGGUAUUGCAAUCUCCAAUGCUCAGCUGUUUGCUGCCUCAAGGAAGGAGUAUGACAGAAGUCGGGCUCUUCUGGAAGUAGUCAAUGACCUGUUUGAAGAGCAGACUGACCUGGAGAAGAUUGUCAGGAAGAUCAUGCACCGUGCCCAGACAUUGCUCAAGUGUGAGCGCUGCUCCGUUCAAUUGCUGGAGGACAUUGAGUCACCGGUGGUAAAAUUCACCAAGUCGUUUGAACUACUCUCUCCUAAGUGUAGCGCCGACACCGAAAGUGGAUUUAAAGACAGCAUGGAGAAGUCGUCCUACUCAGACUGGCUCAUCAACAACAGCAUUGCAGAGCUGGUAGCAUCCACAGGGCUGCCUGUCAACAUCAGUGACGCCUAUCAAGACCCUCGCUUUGACGCUGAGGCAGACCAGUUCUCAGACUUCCACAUCCGCUCCGUGCUGUGUGUCCCUAUAUGGAACAGCAACCACCAAAUAAUCGGUGUGGCUCAAGUGCUGAACAGGCUUGAUGGGAAACCAUUUGAUGAUGCAGACCAGCGUCUCUUUGAGGCGUUUGUGAUCUUUUGUGGACUGGGCAUCAACAACACCAUCAUGUACGACCAGGUCAAGAAGUCUUGGGCAAAACAGUCUGUGGCUCUGGAUGUUCUGUCUUACCACGCCACUUGCUCCAAGAUGGAAGUUGACAAAUUCAAGGCGGCGAACAUUCCUCUCGUCUGCGAGCUGGGCAUCGAUAAGCUCUCCUUUGACGAUUUCUCACUGGAUGUUGACGCCAUGAUAACGGCCGCACUGCGGAUGUUCAUGGAGCUGGGAAUGGUGCAGAAAUUUAAGAUCGACUACGAGACGCUGUGCAGAUGGCUGCUGACUGUCAGAAAAAACUACAGGAUGGUGCUCUACCACAACUGGAGACACGCCUUCAACGUCUGCCAGUGCAUGUUCGCCAUGCUCACGACGGCGGGCUUUCAGGAGACUCUGACAGAGUUGGAGAUCCUUGCACUCAUCGUGGGUUGCGUGUGUCACGACUUAGACCACCGCGGCACAAACAACGCUUUUCAGGCUAAGACGGGUUCGGCUCUGGCUCUGCUUUACGGGACGUCGGCGACGCUGGAGCACCACCACUUUAACCACGCCGUGAUGAUCUUGCAGAGCGAGGGUCACAAUAUUUUCUCCAACCUGUCGUCCACUGAGUACAGCGACCUCAUGCAGCUGCUGAAACAGUCCAUCCUGGCCACUGACCUCACACUCUACUAUGAGAACAGAAAAUCUUUCUUUGAGCUGGUCAGUAAGGGCGAGUACAACUGGAAUGUGAAAGCUCACAGAGACAUGUGCAGAUCCAUGAUGAUGACGGCAUGUGACCUCGGUGCCGUCACCAAACCUUGGGAUACAUCACAUAAGGUGGCGGAGUUGGUGACCAGCGAGUUCUUUGAGCAGGGUGACAGAGAGAGAUCGGAGCUGAAGCUCACACCCUCUGCCAUCUUUGAUCGAAACAGGAAGGAUGAGUUGCCAGGACUGCAGCUGGAGUGGAUUGAUGGAAUUUGUGCGCCACUGUACAAGACUCUGGUCAAGUUGAAUCCCAAACUGCAGCCGAUGCUUGACAUGAUCAAAGCUAACAGGGCCAAAUGGGAUGAACUCAAUGAGAAGAGACAACAUGGCCAUGUUUCUGCACCCUCCAGCCCGUGCAGCACCGACAGCACGGACACGAGCGGACACAACAUGGCUACCACCAGCGGCGUGGCUUGCUGUAGCACAGUCGUUGAUGGCACUAUAUCUUAGUCCGUUAGUUAGCUUCUUCUACCACCUCGGAACUCGUUUCCUAUUAAAACGCGGCCUGCAUAAAAGGUUGUUCCGUGCAUGCAGAGGGCGACCGGCUCUGCUGCUCACUUUGGCUACUAGAAAAAGAGCUUUCAACAUCAGUGAGGCACCGUUCUCCAGGUUUUCUUGUUCCUUCAGUUUCUUCUGUGCCAGAGGCUGAGACAGCCGGCUUCCGGAGCCACUACAGCUCAGCUGACGACCGUGUCUGAAAGUAAAAUGAAACUGCUGUGUCUGCACGUCAGCUCUGGACUCUUCUGGGCAUUGCACAGGUUUGCUACUAAAAAUCUACAGUUUCACACGAAAA